Messenger RNA from Amphimedon queenslandica, 903 nucleotides. Its product is annotated as ceramide synthase 1-like. Lineage: Eukaryota; Metazoa; Porifera; Demospongiae; Haplosclerida; Niphatidae. Gene Ontology annotation, biological process: ceramide biosynthetic process. Gene Ontology annotation, cellular component: membrane. The coding region runs from base 136 to 903 and encodes 255 amino acids. The transcript has 6 exons. Gene Ontology annotation, molecular function: sphingosine N-acyltransferase activity. The record is from RefSeq and is a predicted model, not a curated record.
GUGAGGCGUGGCCAAGUGCUGCAGAUCUGAUAAUGAGAUUUAGUGUUGGCACUUGAGCUACACAUCUGAACUACAUCUUACUACAAUAGGAUUCAUUGUAGUAGAAAGCUGGUGGCAAGUUGAUACAGGUUGUUGAUGGAAUCAAAACAUUUCUCACCUAUUUUUCCCAACCCUGUGUCAUGUUUUUGGACAGUAAUCUCUCGUUUCAGUCAAGAAUUAUUCAACAGGUAUCCUAGAGAUGGCAUUGGAAAUUGGCUAAAGGAAACCUGGGAAUGGCAUUACUUAGCAUUUUAUAUUGGGUGGACUGAACUGAUUCAUAUUACUAGUAUAGCCAUUGGUUUAACACUACUUCGCAUUGUUCUAAACUCUCUCAUUUUAAGACCACUUCCAAAGUACUUUAACAUAAUAGAGCAAGAUGCGGAGAAGUUUCCAGAGAGUGCUUGGAAGAGCAUAAUAUACAUAGUGACAUGGGUCUGGGCAUUGUGCUUGUGUUGCGUUAGUGAUGAGAUGUAUUUCUUCAAACUAGACAGUCAUUGGGAAGGUUAUAAUUUAGGUAAUGCCAUUCCUAAUAGUAUUUAUUGGCUCUAUAUGCUCCAGAUGGGAUUUUAUUUCCAUUGUAUAUAUGCUUCUGUGUAUUUGGAGACAAUUCGUCGUGACUUUUUAGCAUUGAUGUUUCAUCAUUUCCUUACACUUGGCUUAUUAUUCUAUUCAUAUGGUGUCCGUUUCCAUUUGAUUGGUCUGCUAGUUCUUUUUAUUCAUGAUAUUGGAGAUGUUACUCUGGAGGUAUCUAAAACAAUUGUAUAUUUUAAAACAAGAAAUGGAGUUGACCAUGCUCUUCCUAAAUUUUUGGCAGAUAUCGGAUUUGCAUUUUUUACAAUUCAGUGGUAUGUUUCAGCAUUGUAA